ACGCUCAGCGUUCACACGUGUUUCCCCCUGGUGGUGAGGAGGACUACUGCACGAGGGCGGGACGAGCAGGAGGCGUGACCCAAUACUGGACUGUGAUUGGUCUGAUAGUAUCAACACGAAUAACAACAACACAGCGCGUUAUUAUAAUUAACAGGUCACUGAGCGUUGGAAAUAUAACGGAGCCGCUGCUGUCAACGUCAAUCUGAACCCAGGCUUCACGGAGCUGUGCGCUAUGGCGAGCAACAUGUGGAAGUUGAGUCGUCUUCCUGCCCUCACGCACUUUGCGUUCCGGCGCUCGGGCUGCGCGUCGUGGGAGAAGCCGCGGGCCAGGCACGUGUCCGGCGGGCAGCACGAGACCAUCAGCCGCUUCCCUGUCCCGUACAAGAAGGAGCUGCCGUAUGAUAUAGUGGAGCUCAUGGAGGAUGCGCAGUCCAAGGGAGGCUUUUUGCCCAAUGUAUUCAAAGUCCUGGCUCACAGACCAGCUGAAUUCAGAGUCUUCUUCGCAUUCUACAAUGAACUAAUGAACAAAGAAACAGGCAGAUUAACCAAGGCAGAUCGUGAGCUGAUUGUGGUGGCAACCAGUGCCUACAACAACUGCCUCUACUGCGUCGUAUCCCACAGUGCACUGCACCGCAUCUACUCCAGGAAUCCCACUCUAUGUGACCAGGUUGUUAUAAACUAUGAGACUGCAGAGCUGUCCUCUCGGGAGCGCGCCAUGCUCGACUUUGCACACGCAGUGUGUCGCUGCGACACUAUCACGGAGCAGCACUUCCUGGCGCUGGAGCAGGUGGGCUUCGACCGUGAGGAUGCCUGGGACAUCGCCGCCAUUACUGCUUUUUUUGCCAUGUCCAACAGACUCGCCCACGUCACUGACAUGAGGCCAAACGUGGAGUUUUAUAAUAUGGGCCGCAUUCCACGGGACAAGGGCAGUGACAAGGUGGAAGGGGAGGACAAGUGAAACAAGAGCUGUAAUAUACAGAUAUACAGAGGGCACAAUUAUAAGAGGCCAAAGGUCAAAGGCAACAGCGAUGAUUUCAUUUCUGUCUAAUUUCUUUUUCUUUGUCAUUUUUAAACUUUCUGUUUAAAUGUUUAUGACAUAUAUACAGAUAUAGUUUUCUGACAUUGCAAUUAACAUUUUCUUUGUUUUGAGACAUUCAUUGAUUUGUUUGUUCCUUUUAACUAAAGUAGCAUUGUGAGACUUGGGUGGUUUCAUUUGUUCAUAACACUGAAAGUAUGAUUUUUACAGGUCUCUUGAUGGUAAAUGUAUAAUACAGAAUUUUAUAAUAAUUGCAUUUCUCUUGCUAAUUUUAAAAAUGUAAUUCAAGUACUCAAGUACUGUUAAGUGCUAAUAAAUACUUUUUAUGUCCUUAGUGCUUAGUAGUACUACAGUAUAUCUGACUGUGAUCAUACUAACAACAAUCAAUGCAUUCUACUAAAUAAACUAUAUUUUUUGGGA
Messenger RNA from Betta splendens (Siamese fighting fish), 1456 nucleotides. RefSeq lists its product as uncharacterized. The coding region runs from base 233 to 958 and encodes 241 amino acids. The transcript has 6 exons. Gene Ontology annotation, molecular function: peroxiredoxin activity. NCBI's taxonomy places the organism in Eukaryota, Metazoa, Chordata, Actinopteri, Anabantiformes, Osphronemidae. The record is from RefSeq and is a predicted model, not a curated record.